AUGUUCAUCUCCUCCUCCAAUGGUCAACGCACCAUCCUUCUCUUUUAUGUUGAUGACAUGAUCAUUACUAAUGACUAUCCAUCGACUAUCAACCAGAUCAAAUCUCACCUCCAACAAGAGUUUAAAAUGAAAGACCUAGGUAAUGUACAUUACUUCCUCGGACUGGAGAUCACUCAAACACCACGUGGCUACCACCUAUAUCAACAGAAAUUUGUCACUGAGUACAUCAUCAAUCGUGCAGGCACAAGAGAUUCCAAACCAGCUCGGACGCCCCUUGAACUGAACGUCAAACUCAACACCACCGAUGGUGAUCCUCUCUCUAAUGCAACUAAAUAUCGACAUCUUGUAGGAAGCUUGGUCUACCUCACUAUCACCAGACUUGACAUCUCUCAUGCAGUUUAUGUCCUCAGUCAAUUUGUCACAGCACCUCACUAUCCUCAUCAAUCAAUAUUGCUUCGUGCUCUACGCUACAUUUGUGAGGCACUAUGCAGAGCACUGUUUUUCUCAGCGUCAUCAUCACUCAUCCUUCGUGGCUAUAGUGAUGCUGACUGGGCAGGCGACACUACCGAUCACAGAUCUACCACUGGCUAUUGUAUCUUCCUAGGUGACUCUCAAAUAUCUUGGAAAUCUAAAAAACAUGAUGUUAUCUCUCGCUCUAGUGCGGAAUCAGAAUAUCACGUCAUGGCAUCUACAACAAUAGAGAUCAUCUGGCUUUUACGAAUGCAAUCUUGUCUUAUACGAAUGCAUGAAGCACAUAGAGAUUGA
Asparagus officinalis (garden asparagus) is the source of this 765-nucleotide messenger RNA. RefSeq lists its product as uncharacterized. The coding region runs from base 1 to 765 and encodes 254 amino acids. The transcript has a single exon. The record is from RefSeq and is a predicted model, not a curated record. Lineage: Eukaryota; Viridiplantae; Streptophyta; Magnoliopsida; Asparagales; Asparagaceae.